UUUCCUAUAAUCUGCCACCACCCAAAAGCUGGUCCUUCACAACAACAUAGAAUCCCUUCUUCUCCUUCAACCCCUCUCUUAGGACUAUUUUUUCUUCUUUGUUGACAGAACCAAAGCCAUGGGAGUUCUUGACUAUAUUUCAGAAUUUUUCUCAGUAGCACCUUCCACCGGAAAGAAACGCAAGCCAAUGCAGACUGUAGAAAUCAAAGUGAAAAUGGACUGUGAUGGCUGUGAAAGAAGAGUUAGAAACUCUGUCGCCCACAUGAAAGGUGUGAAGCAAGUGGAAGUGAACAGAAAGCAAAGCAAGAUAACAGUAACAGGUUAUGUGGAGAGAAAGAGGGUGUUAAAGAAGGUUCAGAGCACAGGAAAAAGAGCAGAUUUUUGGCCCUACAUUCCUUACAACUUGGUGGCUUACCCUUAUGUGGCACAGGCAUAUGACAAAAAGGCUCCAUCAGGUCAUGUGAAAAACUCUGCACAAGCACUACCUGCUCCAAACUCACUCGAUGAAAAACUUACCUCUCUCUUCAGUGAUGAAAACCCCAAUGCAUGCUCAAUCAUGUAAACCAUUUUCAACUUCAUAACAAUUUUGGAACAAAUGCUGUAAGAACUACAUUUGCAGAUGUAAAACAUGCCUAGGCACCAACUUUGUUAUUGUGAUAGAAGACUGUGAGAGGACUGUUUUUGUUAAUCACCACUUCUACUACUUCAUGGUUUCUUCUACAAACAAAAUUUGUCUUAUUUUGAUGUUUA
Messenger RNA from Vigna angularis (adzuki bean), 750 nucleotides. Its product is annotated as heavy metal-associated isoprenylated plant protein 22. The record is from RefSeq and is a predicted model, not a curated record. Lineage: Eukaryota; Viridiplantae; Streptophyta; Magnoliopsida; Fabales; Fabaceae. The coding region runs from base 119 to 562 and encodes 147 amino acids. The transcript has 3 exons. Gene Ontology annotation, molecular function: metal ion binding.